Molecule: messenger RNA, 409 nt
Organism: Cottoperca gobio
Lineage: Eukaryota; Metazoa; Chordata; Actinopteri; Perciformes; Bovichtidae
Product: 40S ribosomal protein S28-like
Exons: 4
Coding region: 75-284 (69 amino acids)
Biological process (GO): ribosomal small subunit assembly; maturation of SSU-rRNA; translation
Cellular component (GO): cytosolic small ribosomal subunit; ribosome
Molecular function (GO): structural constituent of ribosome
Source: RefSeq, a predicted model, not a curated record
AAAAAAAAGAAUUACAUUUGCUAUAUUUCACUGCCGUGCACCGCGAGACUUCCUUUCCGGUCUAACCUGACAACAUGGACGCCUCCCGCGUGCCGCCGACCAAGCUCGCCAGAGUCACCAAGGUGCUCGGAAGAACUGGUUCCCAGGGACAAUGUACACAGGUCCGUGUUGAGUUCAUGGACGACAGCAACCGCUCCAUCAUCAGGAACGUGAAGGGCCCAGUCAGAGAAGGAGAUGUGCUGACACUUCUGGAGUCUGAAAGAGAAGCCAGGAGGCUGCGCUAGUGCCCGCUGAAGAUGUGAGGUGCGAGUCCAUUACCGUGAAGCAGAAGACUCAUCGGUUUUACUUGAAAUGGCCUACAAUCUUACUUGUUCAGAUGGUUUGAAAUAAAUUUGGUUAUUAAGAUGAC